CCAUUCUCAUGUCAUCACAUUCUCAUGACAUCACACUCUGAUGUCAUCAGCUUUCCUUUUAUGUUGGCUUUGAAGUUUUCAUCCUUUGACAUACGAUUCUUAUGAAUAGACCAACACAUUUAAAUCUCACACACUUGCUGAUAUUGCUAGCUGACUGGUUACCAGUUGAAUAUUAACAAUCGACGAGGUCGACUGCAUAAUUCACAUCCCAAUGGGACAAGCGUUAUUGUUACCAAGCUCUACGGAGCUGGUGACCAAAUUCCUAAAGAUCGAAAAAGACUGGGAGGAAAAAUACGAGGCUCUGACGGAGCUCUCAGAAAACCUUGUCAUGAGAGAAGAGAUCAGGGAGAAGGAACUACAACAGUUGGAGGACGACAACAAGGACCUCAAGGACAAGUUGGACCUCGCUGAGAAAGACAGCAAACAACAGGCUGAACUCCAGUGGAAGGUGAGCCAGUUGGAGCAACAGAUGCACCAGAGGGACGCUGAAGUCUUGGAUCUCAUCAAGCAGAAGACGAGUCUCUCUGAGAAGCUUACUGAGACUAGAAAAAUGCUGUUGGACAAAAGAGAUGAACUCGUUGACUGCGAGGAAACCUGGGAUCUCAAAUACAGGAGACAGAAUGUCAACUUCUAUAAGAUCCUGGAAGAGAAAAACCAGUUCUACAUGACCAAAAUCAAACAGUUGCUGGACGACAACGAGAACCUUGUGUACAAGUACAACAAAGACCUGGCGGAGAAUAGCCAGAGCUGGGCGUCCACAGUCAUAGAGAUGCAUCAUGAGAAGACGCUACUGGAGGAUAUCUGUCUGGACAUGAAGAAGAAAAUGAGAGGAUUCUUUUCUUGCAGCAGGACUGUGGAUCGAGAGACAAUGUUAACGAACAUGAAAAGCAAAAUGCUGAAGUCAAGGAUGGUAAAGGUAAAGGAGAAGCAGGAAGCUGGGGUGGAACAGGGAGCGCAGCAGGAUGAGAUGGAGGAAACAAAGGAGCCGGAGAAGAAGAAGAAGGGUUUUCUUAGCUGGAUGUUCAGAAAGAAAAUGAGUGACUGGGAAGGUCAGGUACAGGAGUUCAACUCAUGUUGGGCAACAGUAGAACGCUCUUACUCCACCGCUACUACAACCCCAACUCCCUCCACAUCUACCUCACCUUCCUCUCUCAACCCCAUCACCCUCUACGUCACCAUCCUUGAGCCACCCCCAACUUCCUCCUCAUCUACCUCAGGUUCCUCUCUCGACCUCCCUCUCAACCCCAUCGCCCAAUACUUCGCCCUCCUUAAUCCACCCCCAACUUCCUCCUCAUCUACCUCAUCUUCCUCUCCCUCCCUCCCUCUCACCCCCAUCGCCAUCAAGGUCUCCACCCUUCCUCUACCCCCAACUCCCUCCUCAUCUACCUCAUCUUCCUCUCCCUCCCUCCCUCUCACCCCCACCGCCCGCUACUUCUCCAUCCUUCCUCUACCCCCAACUCCCUCCUCAUCUACCUCACCUCCCUCUCUCGACCUCCCUCACACCCCCAUCACCCUCUACGUCUCCACCCUUCAUCCAAUCCCACCUCCCUCCUCAUCUACCUCAGGUGUACUAGUAUGA
Sebastes umbrosus (honeycomb rockfish) is the source of this 1579-nucleotide messenger RNA. Its product is annotated as probable serine/threonine-protein kinase irlD. The transcript has 2 exons. The coding region runs from base 212 to 1579 and encodes 455 amino acids. The record is from RefSeq and is a predicted model, not a curated record. Lineage: Eukaryota; Metazoa; Chordata; Actinopteri; Perciformes; Sebastidae.